AUCAAUGCCUCCUUUCUUGGUGGGCUCUAUUUAAAGUUGGAGAAUAGUUGAAGCUUUUGCUAAUACUCCAAUCCUUUCUUUGUGUGUUCUUACGAUGAAGAAAACAAUAAUGGAAGAUAUGACUACGCUCAUGGCAGAUGUAUUGGCAAACUUUUUAAAUGGUUCGAAAGUGUUUGAAAUGGAGAUGGGAAUUCUUAAGGAACGUCUUGAGAAAAGCUUUAGUGAAACUUUAGAGGAAGACAACAACGUUAGUUACAUAGUUGAAAUAUUACAAAGGACAACAAUGGGUGAGACCAUACCCAGAGAAUUAGUUGAUAUUUUACAUGUGGAAGGUUCAUGUCCCAUAUGUCUACAGGACUUGGAAGCUGGAAAGAAAGUGCGAUGCAUGAUGCAAUGUAAUCACCAGUUUCAUAAACAUUGCAUAGAUAAAUGGCUUGUCUUGAACAAAUCUUGCCCCAUCUGCAGAAGGAGUAUCAAUAUGUACACCCUCUUCAUUUGACAACAAAGAAAUCGAAGCAAAGCUUGUAAAUUAUUUAUACGACAAAUGAUAAAUACAAUAAGUAACAUCUACACCCGAGUGUAUAUAAAAAUUUGUAAUGUAAAGGCGACUGAGGUGUACGUUGUUAUACACUUUGAACAACUGACUAUAUAGUUGCAUUCUUGUACCAUACAUGACAUCUAUUGCGUUUGGAGUUUAGAGAGCUCGGAUAAGAUAAUGUAACUAGUUCUUUUUUUCUUGCUAUUUUAGUUCUUUACAUUACAAUGAAUUUAUGUAUGUUGAGAUCUAAUCCCAAGAGCUUGUAUAGUUAAAUUUACUUGUAAUUAAAUUGUACGCGUAACAAACUAGGUACAAAAAAAAAAGUAUCAUAGUCUUUAUGUACAAGCUUGUCAAUAUGUCAUAAGAAAAAUCAGUGCAUUCAUCACAA
This is a messenger RNA of Chenopodium quinoa (quinoa), 926 nucleotides long. RefSeq names its product NEP1-interacting protein-like 1. The transcript has 4 exons. The record is from RefSeq and is a predicted model, not a curated record. Bases 95 to 499 code for a protein of 134 amino acids. Lineage: Eukaryota; Viridiplantae; Streptophyta; Magnoliopsida; Caryophyllales; Amaranthaceae.